Cyclocybe aegerita is the source of this 384-nucleotide messenger RNA. Lineage: Eukaryota; Fungi; Basidiomycota; Agaricomycetes; Agaricales; Hemipholiotaceae. The record is from the annotation of a GenBank genome assembly.
AUGAGGUCUAAAUUCAAGGAUGAGCACCCCUUCGAGAAGCGCAAGGCGGAGGCUGAGCGUAUCCGGCAGAAGUACCCAGAUCGGAUUCCUGUGAUCUGCGAGAAGGCGGAUCGCACGGACAUCCCCACCAUCGACAAGAAGAAGUAUUUGGUGCCAUCUGAUCUGACUGUCGGCCAAUUCGUGUAUGUUAUCCGGAAGCGAAUCAAGUUGGCGCCCGAGAAGGCGAUCUUCAUCUUCGUUGACGAGGUGCUGCCACCUACAGCAGCCCUUAUGAGCGCUAUCUACGAGGAGCAUAAGGACGAGGAUAACUUCCUCUAUGUCAGCUACUCAGGCGAGAAUACGUUCGGUCAAGAGGGUUGGGUUGAGUUGCCUCAGGACGUAUGA